This is a messenger RNA of Nicotiana attenuata, 768 nucleotides long. RefSeq lists its product as uncharacterized. The record is from RefSeq and is a predicted model, not a curated record. Lineage: Eukaryota; Viridiplantae; Streptophyta; Magnoliopsida; Solanales; Solanaceae. Bases 1 to 768 code for a protein of 255 amino acids. The transcript is spliced from 2 exons.
AUGGAGUACUUAAGCAGAAACUUGAAGACUUUGAAGCAGGAAAAAAUAUUCCAUUAUCAUCCUAUGUGUUCAAGGCUGGAUAUAACUCACUUAAGUUUUGUGGAUGAUCUCUUACUUUUUGUAAGAGGAGAUGCUACAUCUGUUGAACUGAUGCAUGUCAGAUUUCAUACCUUCUCAGUAACAUCUGGGCUUAAAGCUAACCUAGCCAAAAGCUCUAUUUACUAUGGAGGAGUCAGCCUGGAGGUGCAGCAAGAGAUACAACAAAAUCUUGGAUAUAGUCAAGGUUCCCCCCCUUUCAGAUAUCUAGGCAUAACUCUUGACACAAAGAAGCUCUCAGUAAUGCAAUGGGAGCCACUUAUUGAUAAAAUAGUGGCUAGAAUAUCAUCUUGGACAACAAAUAAGCUAUCAUAUGCAGCAAUCACAAAAGCAUGCUGGGAAUUGACAAACAAGAAAGAUAAGUUGUGGAUCAAAUGGAUCCAUAGCGACUACAUCAAGGAUCAAAUCUUUGCCAACAUGGAAGCAUCAAAGCAGGCAUCUUGGAUGAUAAGGAAAUUAUUUGGAACAAAAGGUAAUAUGGAUAGCAUCAGCAGCAGCCAUGGUAAUCAAGGGACAAUAAUCAAGCAAGUUUACCUAAAAUUGUUAGGAGAGCUUCCCAAAGUCACAUGGAAAGGAUUAAUGUAUCAGAAUCAAGAGCGACCAAAAGCAACUUUCAUAAUGUGGGUACAACUGCAUGGAAGAUUACUCACUGCUGACAGAUUGAAGAACUGA